Molecule: messenger RNA, 3784 nt
Organism: Nestor notabilis (Kea)
Lineage: Eukaryota; Metazoa; Chordata; Aves; Psittaciformes; Psittacidae
Gene: NID1
Product: nidogen 1
Exons: 19
Biological process (GO): cell-matrix adhesion
Molecular function (GO): calcium ion binding
Source: RefSeq, a predicted model, not a curated record
GUUGCUACUAAUGGGAUUAUUGCAGUGAAUGAACCUUCAAGUGAAGAAAAAUAUCUUGGUCAAUUCCCAAUCAGUUUUGGGGCUAUUGCUCCUUUUAUGGCUGACCUGGACACAACAGAUGGACGUGGAAAUGUGUAUUACAGAGAAGAUUCAUCCUCAGAUGUCUUGCAACUUGCAUCUGACUAUAUCAAAAGAGGUUUUCCUGAGACUACUUUUGAUCCCAGCAGUGUUGUCAUUGUUACCUGGAAGCUCGUGGCUCCUUACCAGGCAUUGGGAGAAGGUCAUGCUUUGGAAGAAAAGAGAAACACAUUCCAGGCUGUUUUAGCCUCUUCUGACUCCAGUUCCUAUGCUAUUUUCCUUUAUCCAGAAGAUAAUUUGCAGUUCUAUAGCACAUACUCCAAGAAAGAUGAUGAAAAGAUUCCUGCUAUGGUUGGCUUUAGUCAAGCCUCUACAAACUACUACUUUUGGGAAAAGCCAGGAUCCUACAAUGUCAUUGCUAAUGAUGAAGACAGCAUUAGAAACCUGCACAAAAGCAGCAAUGCUGGGAAGCAAGGUCUCUGGGUGUUCGAGAUUAGCAGCUCAUCUGACAGUAUUGUGCCUGCCAAGAUCAGCAACAUUUUGGAAAGCCUCGAGUCCAAUGAACAAGACCAGGACAUGACUUCAAAACCAUUUAUGUCAGAUUAUGGCUCCACUGAAAUAAGACAGCAGUAUGUCACCAGUAGUACAGACAGCACAGAGGAGGAUCAGCACUACGUUACAUAUAGUGUUCCUCAGCUGGCUGAAGACGACUUUCUGACUUCAUACCAAGAUGUAACUGGAACACCUUCAACUGAGUCUUUUUACAGUCAUCAAGAUUUCCCAACAGCAAAAGCCCCACCUCGCCAGUUCCAGGUCCAGCAACCCCCACAGCAACCCCAAGUCAUAGAUGUGGAAGAAUUUGAUGAAACUGGUAUAGUGUUUCGCUACAACACAGAUGUCCAACAGACCUGUGCUAACAACCGCCACCAGUGCUCUGUUCAUGCCAUUUGCAAAGAUUAUCCCAAUGGAUUUUGUUGCAGUUGUAUUGCUGGUUACAAAGGAAAUGGUAGACAGUGCAUAGCAGAAGGUUCCCCUCAGAGAGUCAACGGGAAGGUCAAAGGAAGAAUCUUUGUAGGAAAUAACCCCGUUCCAAUUAUAUUUGAGAACACUGAUCUCCACUCCUAUGUUGUGAUGAACCAAGGGCGUGCCUACACUGCUAUCAGCACAAUCCCAGAGACUUUGGGGUAUUCUUUGCUGCCUCUUGCCUCUAUUGGAGGUAUCAUAGGAUGGAUGUUUGCUGUGGAACAGCAAGGAUAUAAAAAUGGAUUCAGCAUUACUGGUGGCGAGUUUACACGGCAAACUGAAGUAACUUUUCUUGGCAACAAUGAGAAGCUGGUUAUCAAGCAGAAAUUCAGCGGAAUUGAUGAGCAUGGUCACCUGACCAUCAGCACAGAGAUGGAGGGCAGAAUACCUGAGAUCCCCUCUGGCGCAUCAGUCCAUAUAGAACCAUACACUGAACUCUAUCACACUUCUAGUUCUGUGAUCACUUCAUCAUCCACGAGGGAGUACACAGUGACAGAGCCAGAAAGGGAUGGGGUUGCUUCCACGUACACAGGGGCCUAUCAGUGGCGACAGACCAUCUCAUUUGAUGAAUGCAUUCAUGAUGACUCUCACCAUGCUACUUCUGCUACUCAGCAGCUCUCAGUGGAUGGUGUAUUUGUCUUGUAUAACAGAGAUGAGCAGAUUCUGCGAUACGCUAUGAGUAAUUCCAUUGGACCAAUCAGUGAUGGUUCUGCUGACAUUAACCGGAAUCCUUGCUACACUGGUACCCAUAACUGUGACACCAAUGCAAUCUGUCGUCCUGGAACUGGAAAUCGUUUCUUCUGUGAAUGUUCAAUUGGCUUCCGUGGAGAUGGAAGCGUUUGUUAUGAUGUUGAUGAAUGUUCAGAGCAACCAGCUCUAUGUGGCAGCAAUGCAGUCUGCAACAACCAGCCGGGAACCUACCGCUGUGAGUGUGUUGAAGGAUACCAGUUUGCAGCCGAUGGGCGGACUUGUGUUGCUGUUGAAUAUGCCAUAAACCAUUGCCAGACAGGCACACACGACUGUGACAUUCCUCAGCGCGCCCAGUGUGUGUACACCGGUGGGUCUGCCUACAUCUGCACGUGCCUCCCUGGCUUCUCCGGAGAUGGGCGAGCCUGUGAGGAUAUAGAUGAAUGUCAACAGGGCCGCUGUCAUCCAGAUGCUUUCUGCUACAACACUCCUGGGUCCUUCAGCUGCCACUGUAAGGCAGGUUAUCGUGGGGAUGGUUUCCGAUGUGUGUUAGGAGAAGUGGAAAAGACCAAAUGCCAACAUGAACGAGAAGUAGCUCUUGGAAGUGGAGGCACUUUCUUCCAGAGGGAGAUGGGAGUUCGUCACUUCAUUCCGCAGUGUGAUGAACAUGGGAAUUACCUACCCACCCAGUGCCAUUCUAGCAGUGGAUAUUGUUGGUGUGUAGAUAGGUACGGAAAUGAGAUUGAUGGCACCAGAAGUGGCCCAGGAGUUCGACCACCAUGUCUGAGCACAGCUGCUCCUCCUGUUGUUAUUGGGCCCUCUGUUCGACCAGAUACAGUACCUCUGCCACCAGGAACACACUUGCUCUUUGCCCAGAGUGGUAAAAUUGAACAUGUUCCAUUAGAGGGAAACAAUAUGAAGAAAAAUGGUGCAAAAGCACUCCUGCAUAUUCCAGACAAAGUUGUUAUUGGAGUUGCUUUUGAUUGCACAGACAAGAUGGUUUAUUGGACAGACAUCAGUGGCCCUUCAAUCAGCAGGGCUAGCCUGAAUGGUGGGGAGCCAACAACCAUCAUCAAAACAGACUUGGGAAGUCCUGAAGGGAUAGCUGUAGAUCAUCUGGGUCGCAACAUCUUCUGGACUGACUCUCAACUGGAUAGAAUAGAAGUGGCCAGGCUGGAUGGGCGUCAGCGUCGCAUUCUUUUUGACACUGGCCUAGUGAACCCCAGAGCAAUCGUUGUGGAUCCUGUGAGAGGAAACUUGUACUGGACUGACUGGAACAGAGAAGCUCCUAAAAUUGAAACCUCAUACAUGGAUGGCACAAACAGAAGAAUUCUUGUUAAAGAUGAUCUUGGGUUACCAAAUGGGCUGACAUUUGAUCCUUAUUCCUCAAUGCUGUGCUGGGUAGACGCAGGUACCAAGAGGCUGGAAUGCAUGAACCCUAAUCAGCUUGGUCGAAGAAAGAUUGUUGAAGGAAUUCAGUAUCCUUUUAGUGUUACAAGCUAUGGGAAGAAUUUAUACUACACAGACUGGAGAAGAGAUGCUGUUGUAGCAGUGGAUCGCAUGAUUUCAACAGAAAAUGAUAACUUCCAGCCUCACAAGCGCUCCCGUCUCUAUGGAAUCACUACUGCCUUUGCUCAGUGCCCAGGAGGACAUAACUACUGUACAGUGAAUAAUGGUGGUUGCACUCACCUCUGCUUGGCUACCCCAGGAGGCCGUUCUUGCCGCUGCCCUGACAACACGGUUGGAGUGGAUUGUAUAGAAAGAAACUGAGCAUUAAAAUAUGUUAGAGCAGCAGAUGCCUUUUGGAAAUGUGCUGUAAACAAUUCACUCCUAUCAACACAAUGAGGCCUUAAAGAUAAGUGCUCCAUGCUGCUGAGAGCAAGCCAUGAUGCACAUAUGCAAGCACACACAGAGGCAAUAACUGUUUUGUAGCAGUUGAGCAAGACAAAGCUGCCCAGGUUGGGUCCAACUGUAUCUUGUUCCUUCUAAUAUUAUC